AUGUUUUUCAAGAAUAUCAGAAACGGCGACAAUGCGGAUGUUGAGGAAGGGAAAACUUCACAACAUUCUGUAACUCCAGCAUCUGUUGAAAUACCAGAUGGGGGUUACGGGUGGGUGGUUGUUUUUGCAAAUUUCCUGUUAUUUAUCAGCACGUGGGGAUCAAAUACAAGCUAUGCCAUAUAUCUUGCAGAUUACUUGAGAAAUGACACGUUUAGUGGUGCUACAAAGCUUGAUUAUGGAGCAAUCGGAGGCCUAACGUUCGGUGCAGGUGUACUGUUUGCACAUUUGAUCAAUUUCCUUAUUGGUAAGUUUGGCUUCAAACAGGUCAUGUUUGUUGGAAUGCUGGUUCAGUUUGCGGGUGUGUUCAUUGCAAGUUAUGCGACAAAAUUGUGGCAUCUUUAUCUGACCCAAGGUGUUCUUCAGGGAUUUGGCUUGGCCCUUCUUUUCAUGCCAGGCUUCACGAUUAUUCCUCAGUGGUUCAAAAGGAAGAGAGUGUUGGCAUUGGGAUUGGUAUCUUCAGGUUCAGGAAGUGGUCUCCUAUUCAAUCUGGGAAUGCAAAAGGUAUUGGAAAGGUUUGGAUACAAAUGGGCAUUGAGAACCCAAUCUUUCAUCUGCUUGUUCCUGAACAUCAUUGUGCUCAUCUUGAUGAAAUCAAGAAGUAAGCAUAUAAAACCGAGCUACAAAAUUUAUGACAAGGUAAUUUUUCAAUCCUUUGGGAUGUGGAUGGCGGCACUGUACCAGUUUUUGGCAAUACUGGGGUACAUCGCUAUCCUCUACUGUCUUUCCAGCUUCACCCAGUCUUUGGGAUAUACUCCCUUCCAAGGCUCUCUUGUCUCCUCAAUGGUUUCAUUGGGAGCUUUUUUCGGAAGACCUCUUUUUGGAUUUUUGGGCGACAAGUUUGGGCCCGUUCACAUGGGAAUCAUCAGCAGCAUGUUAUCUGCACUGUUUUCGUUAGCAUUAUGGAUUCCAGCCCGGAAUCUUGCAGCUGCAGUGGCAUUUGCACUUGUUGCAGGCGCAAUUUGUGGUACAAUUUGGGUAAUAUUUGGAGCUCUUGCCGUCAGAGUUGUUGGUAUGCAAAGAUUUCAAAUGGGCCUGGCUUUAGGAUUGGUAGUUUUGUCUACGGGGAGCAUAACAGGUCCGGUCAUAACUAUCAGCCUGACUACUGGAGGAGCCGCAAACCCCAAACAAUAUCAACACCCGGCCAUAUUUGUUGGUGUUUGCUAUUUUGUUUCUGGAAUAGUUCUUAUUGUACUGAGGGCUUGGUUGAUAGCAAGAGAUGAAAUUGCAUUAUCCGAUGGAGACUACUUGAAAGAAGGAGAGAUGGACAUACACAUCUCUGUUCCACCAUCAAAGGUCAUUGCAAACUUGAUGAGGAUCAAGGGACCAAGAAAAACAUGA
Molecule: messenger RNA, 1398 nt
Organism: Kuraishia capsulata CBS 1993
Lineage: Eukaryota; Fungi; Ascomycota; Pichiomycetes; Pichiales; Pichiaceae
Exons: 1
Coding region: 1-1398 (465 amino acids)
Biological process (GO): transmembrane transport
Molecular function (GO): transmembrane transporter activity
Source: RefSeq, a predicted model, not a curated record